CAUUCAGUGAACUCUCACCCACAUCAAGAACUGAAAGUGGAGAGCAGCUUUCUCCUCCAAACAUCCCCAAUUCCCAGGAGUUUCCAAAGACCACAGACCUAAAAGCCCAAGCUGACCUCUGUCAGAUGCUGUAAUUCAGAGGGUUUGGACAUUUGACGGUCAGCUGAUUCUUCUGUAAUCUCCAGCACAGGCAGAAUGGCAAAUUAUGACGAGGACACCGCCUUUCUGGGGCAAAAGGGACAAUUUUUUGUCAUCCUUUUCUUUCUCUUGAAUGCCAUCUACAUUUCCACGGGGUUUCACGGCCUCUACAUUGUUUUUGUUGGGGCUUCACCAUCACAUCACUGUCGGGUAGCAGAUGGAAAUCUAAGUGAAGAAUGGAUGAAAGCCAGUAUUCCCAAUGAGACAGUCAAUGGAAAACUACAGCCAAGUCAGUGUAGGAGAUACAGCCUGGAGACGGUCAGAAACCUGUCUGCUCUGGGUUACUCACCGCUGGAGGUCAACCUCACGGACAUUACAGCAGAGACGUGUGUGGACGGAUGGAGCUACAGCACAGAAAUAUACCACUCCACCAUCGUCUCUGAGUGGGAUUUGGUGUGUGACAGCGAGUGGAGAGUCCCGUUCACAACAUCAACACUGUACAUGGGCUACUUGUUGGGCUCUCUUGUUUCCGGCCAACUUUCUGACAGGUUCGGCAGAAAGAAGGUUCUCUUCGCGUCUCUGGCAGCUGAAGCACUAGUGAUCCUCGCACAGUCCUUCUCCGACUCGUGGCUGCUCUUUUGCAUUCUGUAUUUUUUUGUUGGCACUUUCCAAAUAUCCCUGUACAUCACAGCGUUUGUGCUCGGUAGUGAAGUACUGAGUAAAUCCCUGCGAGUGCUCUUCACGACGCUGGGAGUGUUUCUGCAUUAUUGCAUCGGUUACAUGGUGCUGCCGUGGAUCGCCUUCGCCGUCCGUGACUGGAGGUCUCUACUGAGGGUUCUGUCGGGCCUGACGGUGGUCUACAUCCCACUGUGGUGGCUGAUCCCGGAGUCUCCGCGAUGGCUUCUCUCUCAGGGACGCGUGCUGGAAUCUGAGGCCAUAGUAAGAGAAGCAGCGGAGAAGAACAAAGUCUCUACGCCAGAGGUCAUCUUCAGCGAGUCCGAGGUUAAAGAGGCGGCGUCCCAGAACAGCAAGUUCAGCGCGCUCGACGUUCUACGGACCAGAGAUAUCCGCAAAACUACGUUCUUAUGUUUACUGCUGUGGAUGGCCAUCAACAUUGGAUAUUUCGGCUUGUCCUUGAAUACCUCUAACCUCAGCGGCGAUCCCUUCCUCAACUGCUUCCUAUCCGCGCUCACUGAGGUGCCUGCCUACAUGGUGUCCACGCUUCUCCUGAAGAGCUGUCCUCGGAGACCCGUCCUGUCCGCUUUCCUCGUCAUCGGAGGAGGGUUUCUGCUCCUGCUGCAGCUGAUUCCUGAAAGUCUGCCUACUCUGGCACUGGCAUUAGAGAUGGCUGGUAAGUUUGGCUUCACCAUGUCCUUCACCGUGGUCUACAUCUACACAGCGGAGCUCUAUCCCACCGUGCUGAGAAACCUGGGCAUCGGCAUGUGCUCCUCAGCUGCUCGCAUCGGCAGCAUCACCGCACCUUACAUCAUAUUCCUGGGUACUUUCAACAAAUAUCUGCCCUACAUCCUGAUGGGAAGCCUGACCAUUGCAUCCUCAGUAACAAACAUGUUUCUGCCGGAGACGUUUGGAAAAGUGCUGCCCGAGACUCUGGAACAAAUGCAGAAAUGCAAAAGUUUUAUUAGAAGAGAUAAACACGCCUUGGAGGAAGGGAAAGGAACAGUCAUCAUGAAAGAAGAAAACAUUUGAGCACAGCUACACAGCAGCAAAUAAAUGAAUAAAAAUUCUCCUGCGGACAUGAAGACAUUCAGAAGAUCCUACAUCUGGACGGUCAAUGACAUUGUUUUUAUAGGCAACUA
Molecule: messenger RNA, 1955 nt
Organism: Sinocyclocheilus anshuiensis
Lineage: Eukaryota; Metazoa; Chordata; Actinopteri; Cypriniformes; Cyprinidae
Gene: slc22a5
Product: solute carrier family 22 member 5
Exons: 11
Coding region: 196-1845 (549 amino acids)
Biological process (GO): transmembrane transport
Cellular component (GO): membrane
Molecular function (GO): transmembrane transporter activity
Source: RefSeq, a predicted model, not a curated record